AUGCCCUUCAAUGGAGAUGCUCUACAUCUAUUUCUUCAACAGAUGAAGUCAACUCUCAUUCGUGAUGACUCAGCCGAAGUUACUUCUUCCGCUGUCGAGGUUUUAUUAAUUGAAAGGUUGGCUAUCGCUAAGCAAGAGCUUGAAAGCUCUCAGAGGAAAGAGGGAACAGUUUUUCCAGCUCGUAACCGAUACGGUCGUCCUUAUAUUUCUGGUCGUCCUUUGCUUACUUGCGAUCGAAAAAAAAUCCUCCAGCUCUUCCAGAUGGGAAUAAAGAAAAUCCACAUAGCUAAGAGUUUGGGGAUCACUCACAGUUGUGUCAGCAAAGUAUUGAGGAAGUUCCAUGAAACGGGCUCAAUAGAGGCGCGUGUUUCUCGCACAGCUUCUUGUUCCUGUCCUGGGUCAUCAACUGACCAUGACUCUCGUUUCUGUAAGCAUAUAUCCCGCAGCAACGCAAUCACCAAAGUAAAAUUCACAAUUGAAAACAUAUUGAAACAUCAUGAGUCUCGUGAAGUGGUGUAUUACUCAAAACCUCAUGAUAGAUAA
Molecule: messenger RNA, 543 nt
Organism: Auanema sp. JU1783
Lineage: Eukaryota; Metazoa; Nematoda; Chromadorea; Rhabditida; Rhabditidae
Source: the annotation of a GenBank genome assembly